Camelus dromedarius (Arabian camel) is the source of this 4253-nucleotide messenger RNA. RefSeq names its product cytochrome P450 1B1. The record is from RefSeq and is a predicted model, not a curated record. Bases 1404 to 3014 code for a protein of 536 amino acids. Lineage: Eukaryota; Metazoa; Chordata; Mammalia; Artiodactyla; Camelidae. The transcript is spliced from 3 exons. Gene Ontology annotation, biological process: hormone biosynthetic process; progesterone metabolic process. Gene Ontology annotation, molecular function: iron ion binding; steroid 17-alpha-monooxygenase activity; heme binding.
CUUUCCAGAAGCGGCGCACGCAAGGCACAGCUCCGCACGCAAGGGGGAGGUGACAGCAGAAGAAACUUUUCAACCCGAUAAAGUUCGCAGGCGCGCUUAGAUUGGCCUCCUCCUCCUUUCUUCCCGCCUCCUCCCUCCAGGAAUCUCCAGAGCACCCUCCCUCCCCUCCUCUCCCCAGUGUUCGUCCCGGCUUGGUUCCGGGCUGGGAGCCAAGGGCCUCGGACGCGGCCAGCGCGGCCCCGCGAUCUCCAGUGGGCGGCGCCACCUGGAGGAGCUUCUACGCGGGAAACCUCGGGGCCAGCUGCGGCGCGCCAGUGCUGGCCUUUGUGUGCCAGGGACGGUCGGGGCCCCGGGGCGGGGGAGCAGCGUCUUUCAGGGAUUCUUGAUCUCGCCGCGCAAGGUGGAGGGAGAACUUUGUGCGGCAAAGGGCCUGAUCUGACGGGCCGAUUUAUGUGCAAGAAUGUCAAGAUAAAAUAAAAAUACAACAACGUGGGAUGCUGUAAGGCAAACCGCUACCACAAGCGAGCUUUCCUCGUUUCCAAACUGACGGGUUUCCUUUCCAGGUUCGGGCGCCCAGGGAUCCCGAGCGGUUUUCUCUUGGGGAAGGAAGCCGAAGUCACCGAGAGGGAAGGGAGGUCGGGCUCUCGGGACGUGGAGCGCGUUCUCACCCAGAGCGCAGAGGGCUGCUCAGGUUCUGUCCCGAGCUCGCGUCCUGGGAAACCGUGCGGCCUCGAUCGGGGCUAAUUGUGAAGAGUGGGUUUCAGGGAAAUGAAAAUUUCAUUCCACGGCUUCCAGGAAAGCUGCCAGCUACUGCGCCAAGGCCGUCGGGGCGAGCCGGGGGCGCCUCGCGUGACAGCCCGCGCGAGGCGACCCCAAUUGGAGUCCUAGAGACUUGGACCUUCCCGACGCGCCCCGCCCCCCGCAAGCCCCGCCCCUGCCAGGUCCGACUACCUCCUCCCCCAACGCAGACCUUAAAAAAGAAGCGGGAUGGCGCGUUUUGACUCUCCCGAGUGACGGUGUACAAACCCGCCACGCUUCUGCGACGCCAGCUGUCAGAGCCGUGCGGGAGGCGUGAGGGCUGGGAAUAGACUCCAUUCAUCGACCCCCAGUCUCAAUUCCCACGCAGUAAGAAAACCCUGACUUUGCCGAGGCCCCAGGUGCAGCUGGGCUCGGCAAAGGAGAUAUCUUUCUCCAUUCCCAUUCCAAUCCAAGCGUCCCUGGCUCUGACGACGCCUAGAGACUGCAGAGUGGGCGCUAAAGCUCCCAGAGCUGGCAACAGGUGUCCAGCGCGGGCCCCCGACUUCCUGGAGACACUCGGGUUACCGUCUUGAACCCCACAAAGAUCUCAGACGGUUCUCGGAGCCGGCGGUCUGGCGCUGCUGGAAACCGCGCCUCUUCGCAGCAUGGCCACCAGCCUCAGCCCGGAGGAUCAUCUGCCGCCGAUCCCUCUGUCUGCCCAUCAGACCACGCUCCUGCUGCUCCUCUCGGUGCUAGCCGCGGUGCACAUGGCCCAGAGGCUGUUGAGGCAGCGGCGGCGGCAGCUGGGGUCCGCGCCCCCGGGUCCUUUCGCAUGGCCUCUGAUCGGAAACGCGGCGUCGAUGGGCCCGGCGCCGCACCUCUCAUUCGCGCGCCUGGCGCGGCGCUACGGCGACGUCUUCCAGAUCCGCCUGGGCAACUGCCCGGUGGUGGUGCUGAACGGUGAGCGCGCCAUCCGCCAGGCCCUGCUGCAGCAGGGCGCCGCCUUUGCCGACCGGCCGCCCUUCGCCUCUUUCCGCGUGGUGUCGGGCGGUCGCAGCCUGGCUUUUGGCCAGUACUCGGAGAGCUGGAAGGCGCAGCGGCGCGCGGCGCACAGCACGAUACGAGCCUUCUCCACGCGCCAGCCGCGCGGCCGCCGGGUCCUCGAGGGCCACGUGCUAGCUGAGGCGCGGGAAUUGGUGGCGCUGCUGGUGCGCGGCAGCUCGGGAGGCGCCUUCCUGGACCCGCGGCAGCUGACCAUAGUGGCCGUGGCCAACGUCAUGAGCGCCGUGUGCUUCGGCUGCCGCUACAGUCACGACGACGCCGAGUUCCGCGAGCUAAUCAGCCACAACGAGGAGUUCGGGCGCACAGUGGGAGCGGGCAGCCUGGUGGACGUACUGCCCUGGCUGCAGCGCUUUCCCAACCCCGUGCGCACCGCCUUCCGCGAAUUCGAAAAGCUCAAUCGCAACUUCAGCAAUUUUGUCCUCGACAAGUUCCUGAGGCACCGCGAAAGCCUUCGGUCCGGGGCCGCUCCCCGCGACAUGAUGGAUGCCUUCAUCCUCUCGGCGGGAAAGGAGGCGGGCUCGGGCACGGACGUGGAGUACGUGCUGGCCAGCAUCACUGACAUCUUCGGCGCCAGCCAGGACACACUCUCCACCGCGCUGCAGUGGCUGCUUAUCCUCUUCAUCAGGUAUCCGGAAGUGCAGAUGCGGGUACAGGCGGAGCUGGACCAAGUGGUGGGUCGGGACCGCCUGCCCUGCCUGGACGACCAGCCCCACCUGCCCUACGUCAUGGCCUUUCUUUAUGAAGCCAUGCGCUUCUCCAGCUUUGUGCCAGUCACCAUCCCUCACGCCACCAAGGCCAGCGCGUCUGUCUUGGGCUACCACAUCCCCAAGGACACAGUGGUUUUUGUUAACCAGUGGUCCGUGAAUCAUGACCCGGUGAAGUGGUCUAACCCAGAAGACUUUGAUCCAGUCCGAUUCUUGGACAAGGAUGGCUACAUCAACAAAGACCUGGCCAGCAGCGUGAUGAUUUUUUCAGUGGGCAAACGGCGGUGCAUCGGGGAAGAGCUUUCCAAGAUGCAGCUGUUUCUCUUCAUCUCCAUCCUGGCUCAUCAGUGCAAUUUCAGGGCCAAUCCAGACGAGCCCCCGAAAAUGGAUUUUAUUUACGGCCUGACCAUUAAACCCAAGUCAUUCAAAAUCAAUGUCACCCUCAGAGAGUCCAUGGAGCUCCUUGAUCGCACUGUGCAAAAGUUACAAGCCGAGGAAGACGGCCACUAAGAAGCCAGAGGCAAGCAGAAAUGUGAUAAGUACUUGGGGGAUGGGGAGUAAAAUUAGCGUGUUUGUUUGUUUUUUUUUUCCUGGCUCCUCAGUUAGCCUCUAAAGUGAGCAUAUACCAACUGACCCGCAGAUAAUGUGCUUCACGCACGUGUCCUCAGAAUGGCACCUCAUGAGUGCUGGGCUGUGCAGAGGCUCUGGGAGAGUUUUGGAGUCAAAGAGUGAAAGGGCCCAAAGAAUUUUUAUACAUAUCUAAUGCUGGUAAUAAUAAUUUGAGGGAGCAUUCUUUGGAGUUAAAAAAAACAUGCGCACACAUACAGAACUACCUGGUUUCAGUAGCCACACUAUGCAGGGUGGGAUCCAAAUUUGAUGUUCUGUGUGCACAAGUCAGCUCCAAGGAAAUUUGUAUUAAGCAAAGUUUCAGAAAAUGUUGUUAAAUGCGCAAAGGCAAAUAAUUUCAGUGUAAGAUAUGUGAUUUGGGGUGAUAAGGGAAAAGGUGAAGACCAGAAAUUCCCUUCUCACCUUUCAAAGAAACAGCUUAGUUAGACGCUAAUAUCUAUGGGUGGAUUUCUCUUUUUGCCCACUGAUAUUCUUUCUCUUACUUUUUGGGUCAUCACAGAGUUAUUUGCUUGAGAAGAAAUUAAUAGUAAUUGAUUUAGUGGGUUUCAGUGAUUUAUGAUGAAUUUUUAAGUGUAAAUUGUUUAAUUGUAAACAAUUCCAAGCUGAAGCCAUACCUCUCUUGGGUGUCAGAGUACAGAAUUUCAAUUAUGAGCAAAAACAAAAACAAAAACAAAAAAUUUCUUACCAGCUCAACUAAGCUUUAAAUUAUAUGAUUGUAAUGUACUGAUUUCAGUAACUCUCAUAGGUUAAAAAAAGUCACCAAAUAGUAUUCAAAGUAUAUACAUAUAUUACAUAAUUAUCCAUAAGCAAUUAUAUAUUAGAUAUUUUAGUAUUAAGUAGUAUUAGUUAUUUUGGUCAAGAAAAAGUUGAACAAUGUCUUUUAUAAUGUCAUAGCAAAUAAAAAAUACAACCAAUUUAGCCAGUUUUGGUUCAAAUACAUGAUAGGAGAUUGAUUAAAUCAGCCACUUAUUUUUUGACAUCAUGGAAACCGAGUUGAAGCAAAGUCUCUUCUCUCAUUCAAAACUUGGAUGAGAAUUGAAAAAAAUCUCAAAAUUGGAUCUGUAAAAUGUGUUCCUUAUCACUUGACAACAUAUAUAUUAAAAUUAUAUUCACAAUACAGAA